Molecule: messenger RNA, 1074 nt
Organism: Trypanosoma conorhini
Lineage: Eukaryota; Euglenozoa; Kinetoplastea; Trypanosomatida; Trypanosomatidae
Exons: 1
Coding region: 1-1074 (357 amino acids)
Biological process (GO): peptidyl-lysine monomethylation
Molecular function (GO): protein-lysine N-methyltransferase activity
Source: RefSeq, a predicted model, not a curated record
AUGGUGAGGGGCGAAUGUCAUUUCAUUCCUUGCGGCUCGCUCUUCACGCACACCUGCAUGGAUGCUGGGCACGGCAGUAGUAGUUGCUUACCCGUAGUUUUUGGGUGCCGCGGGGCGAUAGACGCAGGGAAGGAGAUGGAGUUUCUCUGUCGUGAGGGCCCGCCCCGCCGUUUUUUCUGCGCCAACAAAGAGACGUAUAGAGAGGUGUGGCCGUGCACCUUUUCACGAAGGGUGCCCGCCGCACGUUCUUUUCUUCGCUGGUCCGCCAGGAAUGGUGCUGCGGUGCAUUGUGCGCUUAAGCUACAGCUUCAUCCUGGGCGAGGAUGUCGUUUGGUCGCCACGCGACUAAUUCCUGCCGGCCAGGCCUUGAUUUCAUUGCCACUCACGCUCUCUCUGUCGGCCGCAGCGCAUGAUGAACGCAAGAGCUUUUCGCAUCGUUGGGACCCGCUGGAAACACUCACUGGAGUUGUGGUGCGUGAGCUGCACAAUCCGCGAGGCUUCCACCGCCGAUACCUUGAGUUUUUGCAUGACCUAUACAACACGGAAACCGCCAACAUGGCCACGGACCGUAUUUGGUUGCGUGAGGAAUUGGAAAUGCUGUACAUGGGAAAUUCCAUGCAGGCCCAAGGAAUCUUAAACGGUCCGUUCUUAUCGAAAGAAAGCCUUGUGACCGCCUCCCAACGGGUGGAGUGGGUGCGGUUACGUUCCCUGUUGCGGCGCAUGGAACAAAGUUUGCCGCACUUUGUCUCUAAAUCCGUGCCAUGGGGAAUGUCUAUGGUCCUGUCCCGUGCUCUCUGCGAUGAUUAUGGUGGUCUGACAUUGUACCCCAUCAUUGAUUUCUGCCUUCAUAGCUUUACGCCUAAUUCUCUGCUUUGUGUGAUGCCAGCUAGCAGUGGCCGUGGCAACGGCGUUGGUCUGCGAUGGCACAGCACCGAUGGGCCGUGUGCGCAUCUUCUAACACAGCGCGCCAUCGCGGCUGGGGAGUCCGUAACUCUCCUAUAUAGCCCACGUCGUGUGCUGUCGACCGAAGACGCCGAAUAUUGGAAACUGAGGUGGGGUUACGUGCCAAAUUAG